Messenger RNA from Vicia faba (fava bean), 342 nucleotides. The record is from the annotation of a GenBank genome assembly. NCBI's taxonomy places the organism in Eukaryota, Viridiplantae, Streptophyta, Magnoliopsida, Fabales, Fabaceae.
AUGACCCAAGAGGCUAUUUCGAAGCUGCAGGAGGCCAUUUCUUUGAAUCCCAUCAAGCAUGAUCCCUUUUGGUGCCUGGGAAAUGCUCUCACUUCACAAGCAUUUUUAAACCCAGACCCGGAUGAAGCUAAAGUUCAUUUUGAUAGGGCAUCUGCGACAACAAUCAGCAGGGUCGGUCAGGCUUUCUUCAUCUUCUGGUGCGAAGAUUCAAAAGAAAAAGAAGGACAGCGAUUUGAAGUACAACAUAUUUGGAUGGAUAAUCUUGGCUGUUGGCAUUGUUACAUGGGUGGGGUUAGCAAAAUAAAACCUUCUGCCACCAACGUCGCGCUCAUAAAGUCGUAA